This is a messenger RNA of Raphanus sativus (radish), 1783 nucleotides long. RefSeq names its product cytokinin dehydrogenase 4. The record is from RefSeq and is a predicted model, not a curated record. Gene Ontology annotation, biological process: cytokinin metabolic process. Gene Ontology annotation, molecular function: cytokinin dehydrogenase activity; FAD binding. Bases 129 to 1706 code for a protein of 525 amino acids. Lineage: Eukaryota; Viridiplantae; Streptophyta; Magnoliopsida; Brassicales; Brassicaceae. The transcript has 5 exons.
GUUCUAUAUAAAUCUCAUACUUUCAAACUAAUCUCAAUACUAAUCCCAUGAUCAACAAGAACAAUAUUAAUACUAGCACCUCAUUUUCCCUCUCGUUUCCUCAUUAGCCUCCCCCCAUUAAUUAAACAAUGACUACUAAUCCCAGUUUAAGCAUCAUCACACUAAUGACGCUCUUGAUGUGUUUAACUCCGACCUUAAUCAAAUCAGAGGAAGGCAUUGAUGUCCUUUUACCCAUAUCACUCAACCUCACCGUCCUGACCGAUCCCUUCUCCAUCUCCGCUGCUUCUCAGGACUUCGGAAAUAUAACCAGCGAAAACCCCGGCGCCGUCCUCUGUCCUUCUUCCCCCGCCGAGGUCGCCCGUCUUCUCCGCUUCGCGAACGGAGACUUCUCUUAUGACGGCGAAUCAACCACCAGCUCCUCUCCAGGUUUCAAGGUGGCGGCUCGAGGCCAGGGACACUCCCUCCGUGGCCAAGCCUCUGCACCCGGCGGCAUUGUCGUGAACAUGACGUGCCUCGCCAAGACGGCUAAACCAGCAGCGGUUGUUGUCUCAGCCGAUGGGACGUACGCUGACGUAGCGGCAGGGGCGAUGUGGGUGGAGGUUCUGGAGGCGGCGUUGAAGAGAGGCGUCUCGCCGGUUUCUUUCACGGAUUAUCUGUAUCUCAGCGUCGGCGGGACGUUGUCGAACGCUGGAAUCGGCGGUAAUGUGUUUAGACACGGCCCUCAGAUUAGUAACGUUCAUGAACUGGACGUUAUUACUGGAAAAGGUGACAUGGUGACAUGCUCUCCAAAGUUACACCCUGAAUUGUUCUAUGGAGUUUUAGGAGGAUUGGGCCAAUUUGGUAUAAUAACAAGAGCCAGAAUUGCGCUGGAUCAUGCACCAACAAGGGUGAAAUGGCUACGCAUACUCUACAGUGACUUCUCGGCGUUUACUAAAGACCAAGAGCGUUUAAUAUCAAUGGGCAAUGAUCUUCGAGUUGAUUUUUUGGAAGGUCAACUUAUGAUGUCAAACGGAAUAGUUGAUACCUCCUUUUUCCCACUCUCCGAUCAAACAAGAGUAACCUCUCUUGUGAAUGACCACCGUAUCAUCUAUGUUCUCGAAAUAGCCAAAUAUUAUGAUUCCACCACCCUCCCUAUCAUUGACCAGGUAAUCGACAGGUUAACUAGAAAUCUAGGUUUCCCUUCAGGGUUCAUGUUCGUGCAAGACGUUCCUUAUUUUGAUUUCUUAAAUCGUGUCCGAAACGAAGAAGAUAAGCUUAGAUCUAUAGGGCUAUGGGAAGUUCCUCAUCCAUGGCUUAAUAUGUUCGUUCCGAGAUCUCGGAUAUUAGAUUUUCAUGAAGGUGUUAUCAAAGGCCUUCUUCUCAACCAAACCUCAACUUCUGGUGUUACUCUCUUCUAUCCCACAAACCGAAACAAAUGGAACAACCUCAUGUCGGCGAUGAUACCAAACGAGGAUGUUUUUUAUGUGAUCGGUUUCCUCCAAUCAGCUGGUGGAUCAAAUAACUGGGAAGAUCUUCAGAAUCUUAAUGACAGGAUAAUCAACUUUUGCGAUAACUCAGGCAUUAAUAUCAAAGAAUAUUUGAUGCAUUACACAAGAAAAGAAGAUUGGAUUAAGCAUUUUGGACCAAAAUGGAAUGAUUUCUUGAGGAGGAAAAUGAUGUUUGAUCCAGAAAAACUAUUGUCUCCAGGACAAGACAUCUUUAAUUAAACAUUGAACGUGUCUUUAACAUGCACCCGGGCCACACAAAAUGUAUGUUCAUAAUGUAAUUAAUUAAUAAAUAGUUU